UGCGGAGGCGUUUCCCGGAGGCACACAGCACAGAUGUUUGACUGAAUGUGGGAUUGGGGAGGAAAAUGAUGGAGUCUUGAUACGCCGAGUUUGUAAGUGAAUGUGAAAACAGCGCUGGAAUUUCCUCCUCUCGACCAGAAAAACCAUUGCUUAUCCUCAUCCUCAAAACCCUUAACUCGGUUUCUGUCAGAAAGGCUCCGAAUAUUCUGGGAAUUUUGCUUUCUAUGCUUUGGUUUGCCUCAGGAUAGUCCGCCUGGCUAAGGUUAGCCGAGGCUGCUAGCGGAUCUCUAUGGGAAUAUCCAACCAGUGCGGCUCCUUAGCUCGGUAGCGGGCUGAAUGCAGCCACGCGCCUCCCGCCGCACCGGGCGCGUUCAGCCGCCGCUGUUGCAUUAUUCACGCGGUGUAUUGACACUUGGAAACAAGGAAAACUGAAUUAUCAUGUGGAGCCGGAGUUAAUUUUGUGGUAUUUACCAAACGAUAUGAGCUAUGCAAGAGCUGUCCGUCUCCCACAUGGAUUCAACAUGCCAUUUCAUCAUGCUGAUCUGCAUUUAUCAGCAGUAAUGUUUUGAUGGCAAGGGAGGGAUCUAUGCAUUUUGCUCAUACCCCUUAAAACAUCAACAAGCACAAUUUUCACGGAUACUUUUGAGAACAUUUCCAGGGAGAGGAUUUGUCAAGGGGACGGCGUCAGGACGGAACAGUAUUUUGUAUAAACUGUCACUCCGUUAAUACAGGAAUAAUCAUGGCUUCAGUGUGGAAGAGACUGCAGCGUGUUGGGAAACAUGCCUCCAAAUUCCAGUUUGUGGCAUCCUACCAGGAACUCGUGGUGGAAUGCACUAAGAAAUGGCAACCGGACAAGCUAGUUGUUGUCUGGACACGUAGAAGCCGAAGGAAAUCUUCCAAGGCUCAUAGCUGGCAACCUGGCAUCAAAAACCCCUAUAGAGGAGUGGUCGUGUGGCCUGUUCCAGAGAACAUUGAGAUUACAGUUACCCUCUUUAAGGAUCCCCACGCUGAAGAGUUUGAAGACAAGGAGUGGACUUUUGUCAUUGAGAAUGAGUCUCCAUCGGGCCGUCGGAAAGCAUUGGCCACCAGCUGCAUUAAUAUGAAGCAGUACGCCAGCGCUAUGCCCACACAGACGGACGUCAAGCUCAAGUUCAAACCACUGUCCAAGAAAGUAGUUUCAGCAACGCUACAGUUCUCUCUGUCCUGUAUCUUUCUGAGAGAAGGCAAAGCCACUGAUGAAGACAUGCAAAGUCUGGCCAGUCUGAUGAGUAUGAAGCAGGCUGAUAUUGGCAAUCUGGAUGAUUUUGAGGAAGAGAACGAGGAAGAUGAGGAGAACAGAGUAAACCAGGAGGAGAAGGCUGCCAAGAUCACAGAGAUUGUGAGACAGCUGAAUGCUCUCAGCUCUCUAGAUGACGAUCCAGAUGACUGCCUAAAGCAAGCAUAUAAACCUGCCUCCUCUUCCGAAGAGCUGAUCAGCAAGUUGAACUUCUUGGAUCAGGAGGACCAAGACCAGAGCAACAUGAGCUCCAACCCCUUCGAUGAAACUAAUGACCCAGUUGACAUUAACCCUUUUGGUGACCCGGAUGAGGAUGAACCAUCCCCUGAGCCUCAAGUGCAGUCCCCUGUCAAAGAUCAUGACUCUGUAUAUGAUCCGAAUACAUCACUCAAUCUCUCAAACCCUUUUGAUGAGCCAGACCUAGAUCCGGAUCCUUCUCAGUAUGGCAACCCAUUUGAUGAACCUGAGCCCCAGCACAAGACAUCUCCACCUAGAAGCAGCAAGAGUAAGAACAUCCGGCCGGUGGACAUGAAAAAGUACCUGUAUGCCGACACUGCCAAAACUGAGGAAGAGGAGCUAGACGAGUCAAACCCGUUCUACGAGCCCAAAUCAUCAAGUGCAGCCAUGCCUGCCGUGCAAAGCAGCACCAAACGUCAUGCCCCUCAGCCUCCGUGUGCUGGCCCCAUCCCUGCCGUGCUCCCCGUGCUCACACCAAAGACUUCAGCCUUAGAGGGAACAGCCUCAACACCUGCCCCGGCACCGUCAGCUGUCGCUGCUGUGAUGGGGAGAGAGUUGGCCUCUUCUUCGCCUAAACCCAGCCCAAUUCCCAGUCCUAUUCUUGGAGGUAGGCCAAAUGCAAGUCAGUCGCUGUUGGCCUGGUGUCGUGAGGUCACAAAGAACUACAGAGGAGUCAAAAUCACCAACUUUACUACUUCUUGGAGAAACGGACUGGCCUUUUGCGCUCUGUUACACCACUUUAGACCUGACUUUAUUGACUACAAGGCUCUCAAUCCUCAAGAUAUUAAAGAAAACAACAAAAAGGCAUACGAUGGCUUUGCCAGUCUGGGAAUCUCUCGCCUUCUGGAGCCAUCUGACAUGGUUCUGCUGGUGAUCCCGGAUAAGCUGACGGUGAUGACAUACCUGUAUCAGAUCCGGGCACAUUUCAGCGGCGAGGAACUCAACGUUGUGCAAAUCGAAGCUAACAGCAGCCGUAGCACGUACAAAGUUGGAGAUUUCGAAACGGACACAAACAGUUCCAUAGACCAGGACAAGUUCUAUGCUGAGCUCAAUGAGUGCCAGCCCGGCAAACUGGGUACUGCAGCGACCAAUGGUGGGCACUCCGAAAGCGUUGAGCAGGAAGUGAUGUCAGUCACGACAAGCAUAGGGUCUGGGUCUUUGUCCGCCUCCCCAGGUGAAGCUCUUAAAGAAGCAGCCCCAUCAUUACGACCUUCUCCGGCAGUUUUAGGUGGCCGUGAUUCUACAGUGACUCCAUCCAUCACAGAAUUUCAUCCACGACCUGCCCAGUGCACAAGAACCACCCUGGAUACCUCCACCAUCCAACCCGUGGCAGAACAGAAAAGACUCCUAAAAGCUGAUACAAUGGAUGUAGGUGACCUGAUGGAGAGAGAAAAAGAGAGAGUACAGCCUGGUGAAUUGAACCCGGCGACACCAGAGACUCCGGGGUGCAGCACCAGCCUCCGGGAUAGUGAGAAAGAAACCAAGUCACCAACGUUACCCGCCGGGCCUUCUGUAGCAAACACACAAAAACUGGGGUUCACUUAUAACAGAGACACUGAUCUUAUCACGAAGAAGAGAGCGGGUUUGCGCCACUCUGAAUCUGACAGCACCUCAGACAGCAGUGCACGAACCAACCACACAAAACAGCGGGAUGUUGUACUUGCCCCAGCAUCUAACACCAGUGAGGAGAAGAAGGUUCUGUCCCGUCAGGAAGAAUUGAAAGAGCGGGCCAGGCUGCUUUUGGAACAGGCCCGUAGAGAUGCUGCAAUGAAGGCCGGAAACAAAAGUGGCACCAAUGCGCAGUCGCCCACGCACACACCGCAGAUUAUCGAUGAGCGUGAUGAGGAACGGCGCAGGCAGCUGCGAGAAAGAGCCAGGCAGCUGAUAGCGGAGGCGCGAUCUGGGGUAAAGAUGGCUGAACUGCCUCUCUACACUGACUCCACCUCUAUUGCCUGUAGUGCAGCUGGGAGCAACUUAAAAGGAAGGUCAAAGACAGCUGGAGAUGUGGUGGAUGGGGUAGGUGUGGAAGGUGAGGAUGAGGAGGGGAGGAGUGAAAAAGAGGCUGCAGCAUCUGUCGCUGAUGAUGUCACUAAUACUAACCAAGAUGAGGAUCUCUUAUCUUCAUGUCUAAUGGAGGAUGAUUUUACUAACUCUGCCAGUGACCUGGCCUCCUUGGGUGUGAUGAACAGCAGGCAUGUGGACCUAAAGCUCAAGAAACUCACAGAGUUUCGGCCACAGGGUGGCAGCUCUCCUUCCACAUCUUCCUCUUCCUCAUCAUUGACAGCAUCUAGUACCUCACCCCUGAGCCCUGAUUCGGGCAGCCUGCAGAAUAAUGUAGAUGACCUGAACGCAGAGCGCCUUCGCAGGGCUACAGAACGUCUGCGCAGUCCCGUCGUUUUCCACAAGGAGUCAGCUGUCAGGAAAACGCAACUCAAAUCGUUCAGCCAAUAUGUAGAGACCAAGCCGGAGGUUAAAAGGCAGAGAUCAGUACCUGAGGAUCUAAAGCGGACAGUCGAGGAGAGAGGGGCUUUGACAGAAACGGAAGGACGAAAGCCAACUGAAGAUGAACAGAAAGCGUUCAAAGACACCAGUCAGUACGUGGUGGGAGAACUGGCGGCGCUGGAGAGCGAGCAGAGGCAGAUCGACACACGAGCCUCGCGCGUGGAGAAGCGUCUGCGCUAUCUCAUGGACACAGGGAAUAACAAGGAAGAGGAGGAAGCCAUGAUGCAGGAAUGGUUCACCCUGGUUAACAAGAAGAACGCUCUGAUCCGCAGGCAAAACCAGCUCUCUCUGCUGGAGAAGGAACAUGAUCUGGAGAGACGCUUUGAGCUGCUGAACCGAGAAUUGAGGGCAAUGCUGGCAAUUGAAGACUGGCAGAAAACAGAGGCGCAAAAGCGCCGAGAGCAGCUCCUGCUGGAUGAGUUGGUCAUUCUGGUCAACAAACGUGAUGCUCUGGUCAGAGACUUGGAUGCCCAGGAGAAAGAAGCUGAAGAAGAAGAUGAGCACCUGGAGAGAACCCUGGAACAGAAUAAAGGCAAGAUGGCAAAGAAAGAGGAGAAGUGUGUUCUUCAAUGACAUUCAUUUCCCAAGCAAAAAUAUGCUAAAGGAGAAAGAAAACUACAUUGUUUUAAAAUAUAUUUGAAGACCACAGCAUACAUUUUAUUAUUAAUCUUUAUGGAAUCUUUUGUUAUGGCUAAGGAACUGGUAAAGGCCAAGAGUUAAGUGAACAAGAGGGAUUUUGUUUUACGUAUGCAAACACAACAAAACAAUAUUAUUACUGUUGUUGUUGUUGUUAUUAUUAAGUUUGGUUUAUUUCAUUUUAUAAACAAGGUACUUAAGAAACUAAUAUUGGAUAAGAUUUAAAGCUGUAAAAAUGUUCAACUUUCUUUGACAGAAUGGUGAAAUUCAUUGUAAUUGUGAAAGUAAAAAGUACAUUUUAAUCUGAACACAGAUUGUGUUUCCCUUUCUUACAGAAAAUUAUAACUUAAGGUUUUUUUCAUCACAUUAGAGGUUUUACGGGAACAUUUUCUGUUGUUGAUUAGGAUUGAAUUUCAAAGUCAUAUUGUAUUUCAGUUUUAAGGAAAUCUAUCAGCAAGUUCUUAUCUAACAAGACCUGCGUGAAAAUUAAAUGUUUAAUUUUUUGACUUUUUUACAUGUAAAAUAUUUUACAAAAAGUAUUUUGUGUUUUAUUGGCCUUUUAUGUUUAAUAUGUUCACCAAACAUUUUACUGCUUGCUAAGUGAAAAAAUAAUGCGAGUGCUUAUGCAAAAUAAACAGUCAUGUUGUACAUUUAAUUUUACUUUUUGAGGCUUGAAAAGCUUGAGAAUUUCUUUAUUUUCAGCAGCAGUCAGGAUCAGAGUAAUUUAUUACUUUUGCCUUUAUUACUGUUUGAGACGUUUUUAAUGUAACCAUCUUCACAAUCCUGUACAUUUGCUUAAGGACUUUGUUCAUAUUUAUUGUAUAGUUAGAAGAGAGGAGGGAAUAAUCAUUUUUUUGUCCGCAUUUUUCAGUCCCACCACGUCUUUAUUAAAUGAGCAUUACCGGUUUAUUUAUUCCACUGUACUAUAAAUAUUACUGUUCAAUAAAACUCAAAUGAUUUCAUACUCGAAUCAAA
Molecule: messenger RNA, 5626 nt
Organism: Misgurnus anguillicaudatus (oriental weatherfish)
Lineage: Eukaryota; Metazoa; Chordata; Actinopteri; Cypriniformes; Cobitidae
Gene: ehbp1
Product: EH domain binding protein 1
Molecular function (GO): protein binding
Source: RefSeq, a predicted model, not a curated record